AGCCGUAUCAGAUAUCCAAUAGAAUGCACGACUUGGAAGAAUAAAUUCCACAUAUAGAAGUGCGCAAGGAACACUUGAUAGAGUAGGUCACAUGAUGCGGGCGAUUAUGAAUGUUUCCCGAUGGAAUCCGAUUUUCAUCAUUACCUGUAGACACAACAUUCUCGGAGACAAUGCUGACUAAAUAACAUGUUUUCCUCCUACAAGACAAGAUAGAUAUGAGUGUUUUUGUUCAGAAGGAGGAUUUUAAAAUUAAUCCUAUUGUCACGUGAGACGUAUGGAUAAAAAAAAACAAUUGUGCUGGAGAUACCUUGUUUUAAAAAUUUAAUCGGAGUGAGUGAUGUUUAUGUGAUUGAUUAAAGAUGGAGAUAAAAUUACAAAGCUAUUUUGUUAAAACAUAAUGAUUACUCAAAACAGACUUCAAUUAUACGGUUACAAUAAAAGACACAUUAUUUAUCAGUAAGUUAUAUUUAAAAGUGUCUGAAUCUAAUUAAGUCAAGAAAUUGAUAACUAGUGUUUUAAAAUUUACAUUUAAUGGCACGUUGAGAAGGAUUUGGUUUGAAGCAAUUUGAAUAGUGAUUUUUUGAUAAUGGUACGUUUGGGACAUGUGCUUGUAUAGGCAAAGAUACCGUGCAUGAUUUCACAACAUUCAUCAUUGUCUCAUUUGCAUAAGUAAAUAAUUCUAUCACACAGAGACCUGUUAUAUUUGUGUGAAAAUACAUUUUCAAUUUGUGCAUAAUGCAUUUAUUUGAUUUUUUCAUUAUGUAAAACAUUUUAUGCAUGCAACAUGGUUAACGUAUUCAAUCAAUAUUUAAUUGACACACUCUGUGUUUAGUCAUAAAAUGUAUCACGUGUAAAAGGAUAAACAUGCUAUUUGUUUGGGAUAAUGUUUCCAAUUUCGAGUAAGUUAAAUAUCCAUGCAUAUAAGUUCUGCCUUUAAUGUCAAAAUCAAGAUUUGGAAGACAAUAACCAGACAUCUUUACGUGAUCAUCUGCUUUAGAAUUUCUGGAGAGAGAAUUCAAUUAAUUAAUUGGAUUAAGGAAUUCUUGUUGGAAAUGGACAGUAUGCAAACAUUGCUGAAAAGUAGUCUACAAGAUACAGUAACCCAGGACGUAUUUAUGUAAGAAGAAAAUGAAUAAUUGAUAAGUAAAGUUUGUUUGUACUAGUUCAAUAAAUAAAUGAGCCUACAUUAAUUCUAUUGUAGAACGACAUUGAAUGAAAUAGUUUCUUUGUGUUAUAUGUGGUAUUAAACAUUCAGGUAUUGUUUGGUCAAAAGGAAAAGGUUAGUUUAGUGGAUAUACGAACAAGUUUUCUAUUACAAUAGUGGAUAUAAGAAAGAAAAGUGGAGUAGAUACAAAGUCGAUUGCAAAGAAGUGGUCGUAUUAUUACUGUUUCAUUUGGAAAUAACUGAGAUAUGGAAGUAUAAUGGAACAAGUGUUGACUUAUUUUAAAAUAGGAUUACAUAGUAAAUAUCACCCGCUAUUAUAAAUUAAAGUAAUACCUAACGUGUGCAAAGAGCUAUAUUACAUGUAAAGGUAUUAAUGAAAAAGUGCUACCUCUUUUGUCUUUUUACUAAAUUAAGAACGUCGAGUUGACGGGAAACCGUACACUUAAAAUUCACAAGAACUUAUGAGGAUAUUGUUCAUAACGGAAACGAGACAUUUAGUUAUAACAUGAUGAUUAAAUGGUUACGAAACAUGCCUUGUACCAUGAAACACACAAGUUUCUGGCUCGGCAUAUGCUUAUUCUAUGCAAUUAUUAAAAGCGCUUUAACAAUCGAUUGCUACGAUUGUAAGUCUCAAAAUGGCGAUCAUAAAGAAUGUGACGAUACAUUUGAGAGGGAUAUUACUACUUACAGCCUUAUUUCAAGAAACUGUUACUAUGGUUUCUGGAAAGCACAGUUUUGUAUAAAACUAAAAGGAACUCGAGCUGAUGGUUCAACAAUUGUCGUGCGACAAUGUACAGUAAAGAACUGGGGCAGUCACUGUGGACUCAUCCAGUUUCAGACAUCGAAAGGACUAGAGGACAUAGAUGGUUGCUUAGAAUCAUGUGACUAUGAUGGGUGUAACAUGGCAACGACUUAUAAACAGAACUAUUUUGUUUUAUGUAUAUCUGUGAUUUUUGCAUGGACGGUUUGGCUUUGGAAUCGUAGAUAAUUCUAAAUGUAAAAAGAAAUCUAUGACACAUUAUGUUUGCUCACUCUUUUAUCUUUUUUGUAUUUAACUGCAAAUUGUACUAUUUAUUUAAUGGUUUUAGUUACAAAUUCAUGUCAUUAUUUAUAUUAUCUAAAACACCUUAUGUAAAAAUGAUUGAGAACGAUUGGUUUGAACGCUAACAGGGCGUUUAAUAUAGUUCAUAUUUGUAGUUCCAAACUUUGGCUUUUAAUCCCAAUCAAGGAAUAACUUCACGCAUUCAUAACAAUGAAUUAUGCCAAAUUUAUUUUAAGAACGUGCCGACACUUGAUGUAGUGAAAUUGCAAACGCUUUUUGUUAUUUUUUAUACUUUAUAUGAACAACUAACUUGAAGAUCAGCCAUUAUUAUUUCAGUUAUAUUUGUUAUUUUCGAAAUGUUAAAGACAAUUAAUUUAUGUGUAAUACCAUUUUAAAUGACGAGUAUUAAACGUAACCAUUCGUUUUCAUUUGUAUGUUUACCAAAUAAAACUAAGUAUAAAAAAAAUUUUGACCAAAAAACAAAUCCUUAUAGUUA
Ruditapes philippinarum (Manila clam) is the source of this 2703-nucleotide messenger RNA. RefSeq lists its product as uncharacterized. The transcript is spliced from 3 exons. The record is from RefSeq and is a predicted model, not a curated record. NCBI's taxonomy places the organism in Eukaryota, Metazoa, Mollusca, Bivalvia, Venerida, Veneridae. The coding region runs from base 1671 to 2153 and encodes 160 amino acids. Gene Ontology annotation, biological process: sleep; regulation of synaptic transmission, cholinergic; positive regulation of voltage-gated potassium channel activity.